ACGCGACAUGGUGGGGACCGACGCAAAGUAUAGUUCGUAAUAUAUAUACACCAGUAGCUGGAAAGUAUCAGUGAAUUCGUGGUCAGCAAACAGUCGACUCGACUAGUUACGUGUGUUAAAAAGCAGUAUUCAAAUCAAGACAUGUGUAUCAGGACCGAAGUGGAUCAGUUACUCGGUAUCUCACAGAUGCUGGACAAAAUCGACAGGAACGAUUAUCCUAACAAGCCUAAAAACCUGAACAGGCUACUAGGUAAAGCCAUGUCUGACACUGCCUUAGUUCGGCCUAGCACGAUUCACCAGGAUGCCUUGGCCGUUAGUACUGCCUAUACGAGGAGAAUGUGCGAAAAAGUCGGUGAAUUGUUAGAAAGAUUUCAACGAUCGAAAGCUUGGAUUAUUUUGACGAGGACAACGCAGCCAGUUCACGUAGUUGCUGUAGUGGCCGUACUUCUAAUAAGUUCUUUGGUUUAUCCAUCUCUAGUUCACAGUAACCAUCGGUUACAACCGGAGCCAAUGGUUCAUGAGCAAAGUACAUUCGCCAAUUUGUUAUAUUUAGCUGCAUUCUGCACUCACUUUGGUACACAAGUUUGGAUGACAUUUGUCUCAGGUCUGGCGUUAUACUUCUCGCUUCCGAGACACACGUUUGGGCUUUGCCAGGAAGUUUUGUUCCCGAAAUAUUUCGCGUUGAACGCUGCGCUCAGUGCCGCAACCCUUAUUCUGUACGCGCGUCGAGGUGCAACCACCGAUUCGGUGCAACUGUUCGCUCUUGCAUUCUGCACGGCGCUUGAGCUGGGCGUGCGCUUGUAUUUAGCGCCGCCGAUUUUGCGUCUGAUGCGCGCCAAGAACGCCGUUGAAGCAGCGGCAGGAAUCGGGAAUGAAGUGGGCCAACUAAACGCUGGAGAACUGAUAAAGAAGUGUCCACAUUAUGCGUCGCUGCACCGUGCGUUCAGAAGCGUACAUGUUGCUGCGGCAGCAGCUAAUGUCAUGGCUAUGGCUUGCACGUUUGUGCAUUUGCAUCAUUUAGCUGGUAGGAUGUCGGGUCUAUGA
Messenger RNA from Ctenocephalides felis (cat flea), 1044 nucleotides. RefSeq names its product transmembrane protein 205-like. The transcript has 3 exons. The record is from RefSeq and is a predicted model, not a curated record. Bases 142 to 1044 code for a protein of 300 amino acids. NCBI's taxonomy places the organism in Eukaryota, Metazoa, Arthropoda, Insecta, Siphonaptera, Pulicidae.